This is a messenger RNA of Camelina sativa (false flax), 1100 nucleotides long. RefSeq names its product two-component response regulator ARR15-like. Gene Ontology annotation, biological process: cytokinin-activated signaling pathway; phosphorelay signal transduction system. The record is from RefSeq and is a predicted model, not a curated record. Lineage: Eukaryota; Viridiplantae; Streptophyta; Magnoliopsida; Brassicales; Brassicaceae.
AAUCAAAGUAUAAGAAAGAAUGGGUCCCUGAAAAGAUUUUGACCGUGAAGACACAAUAUUACGUUUAUCUGACAACACAUGAAACACAUCACUCAUCUCUUUAGAUUCUCUUCUUCCCCACAGCUAGCUCUCUCACAAGAUCUUCACACACAACAUCAAUCAAGAUCCGAUCCCUUCAGAUUCUCUUGUAAUUAAUCUCCCCUCUCUCUCUCUCUUAUUUAUGUAACUCUCCCCUUCUUCACAUUGAUUUCUGUGUUCUUUGACGUUCAAACUUUAAAACAAAACGCUUCCUCUGUUUUGCUGGUUUCAAAGAGAGAGAAAAAACAAUGGCUCUCGGGGAUUUAUCUUCUUCUUCUUCUGCUUCCUCGGAGUUACAUGUUCUUGCCGUUGAUGAUAGUUUCGUUGAUCGUAAGGUUAUUGAGAGAUUGCUUAAGAUCUCUGCUUGCAAAGUGACGACGGUUGAGAGUGGGACUAGGGCUCUUCAGUAUCUUGGUUUAGAUAAAGGAUCUUCUGGUCUUAAGGAUUUGAAGGUGAACUUGAUAGUGACAGAUUACUCUAUGCCAGGAUUAACGGGAUAUGAACUUCUCAAGAAGAUUAAAGAGUCUUCAGCAUUCAGAGAAAUACCGGUAGUGAUAAUGUCGUCUGAAAACAUACAACCUCGUAUAGAACAAUGUAUGAUAGAAGGAGCAGAGGAUUUUUUGCUAAAACCGGUGAAAUUAGCAGACGUGAAGCGGAUAAAAGAACUUAUAAUGAGAGGUGGUGAAGCUAAAGAAGGAUUUACCAAAAGCCCUAGUCCUAAGAGAAUCCUACAAAACAACAUUGAUUCAUCUCCAUCAUCUUCAUCUUCAUCAACAUCGUCGUCUCAAGAUGUUUCCUAUCUCGAUGACGACGACACUCCAUCUUCCAAGAGGAUGAAAUUAGAACCUAGCUAGGGUUUUAAGCUUAAUCUUUUCUCAUUUUUUUCUUUGUUAUCCUGUAAUAUACAUUGAGCUAAGAUGUUUGGGUAAAUUCUUGUUUUGACAUUUGCAAUUCUAGAUCCUGAUGCUAAAUCUCAUCUCUCUGAUUUUUUUGGUUAAAACAAAAGGAGAUCAAUGUAAAAA